AUGGCCCACAGCCAGUCUCGGAAGCGGUCACGAAGCAGGAGCAAAAGCAAUUCUCGGAGCAGACAGGAGAGGAAGGAGAAGAAAAGGAGGAAAAGCAGCAAGGACUCACACCGGGGCAACAGCUCUCCUCCACGGAAGCGGACCUCUGAGUGUCACAAACACAAGUCAAGCUCAACAGCAGCUGGGGGAGAAAAGAAGAAGGAAAGAAAGGACAAAAAGAAGAGGAAGGCAAGUACUUCUUCCUCUGAGACAGCAUCUUCAUCCACCAGCUCCUCCUCAUCUUCCUCUUCCUCCAGCUUCUCUUCUGAUGACUCCAGUGACAGUGACUCCAAAAUGAAGAAGAGUAAACAUGGCAAAAAAAAGCGAGUGAAACAGAAAGACAAAAAGAAGAAGAAAAAGAGGAUAAAGAAGAAAGCAAAAAAGAAGGUAAAGGAGGGAGCUAAGGAGGAGAAAGCCAAGGGAGAAGCAGUACCUGGCCCGUCACUGGAGCAGUGGCAUAAGGAACCCAUGGUGGACACUGGACCAGUUUUGACAGAUGAACAAAAAUCCCGAAUUCAGGCCAUGAAGCCAAUGACAAAGGAAGAAUGGGAUGCAAGGCAGAGCGUCAUACGGAGAGUUGUGGAUCCUGAGACAGGGAGAACCAGGCUUAUUAAGGGAGAUGGAGAAGUAUUAGAAGAGAUUGUCAGCAAGGAGAGACACAAGGAGAUUAAUAAGCAAGCCACCCGGGGGGAUGGGCUGGCCUUCCAAGUGAGGACAGGGAUGCUGCAGUGAGUGCAUGAGUGUCAGCCAUGCCAGGAGCCUGUCCUGC
Molecule: messenger RNA, 808 nt
Organism: Indicator indicator
Lineage: Eukaryota; Metazoa; Chordata; Aves; Piciformes; Indicatoridae
Gene: ARL6IP4
Product: ADP ribosylation factor like GTPase 6 interacting protein 4
Exons: 5
Coding region: 1-771 (256 amino acids)
Source: RefSeq, a predicted model, not a curated record